GAAGCCGCCGCAGAGGUUAAGAUCUUAAAGGAACAGCUGGACGAUAUGAAGAAAAGGGCGGAAAGGGCACUGAUAGAGAUGUCUUUGUCAACUUUGCAGUCGCUUGUUUCAAAAGCUCAAGUAAUCUUUGAUCUUUACAGAGCCUUAGCGGCUCUAGAGCAACUGGUAGAUCAUGUAAGGGACUGCAAAGAUGAGAGAGCCAAGCGUUGCAGUAUUAUCUUAUACCAAUGUCGUCCCCUGCUAAAUAGCCCCGCCAUGCAGUCAGUGCUGAUUAAGCUCGUCGCUGAUAAAGAGGAAGCAGAGUUGGCCCAAGUCAGCUUGUUUUUGUUUUUAGAUUAG
Pocillopora meandrina is the source of this 339-nucleotide messenger RNA. Lineage: Eukaryota; Metazoa; Cnidaria; Anthozoa; Scleractinia; Pocilloporidae. The record is from the annotation of a GenBank genome assembly.